Messenger RNA from Metopolophium dirhodum (rose-grain aphid), 4164 nucleotides. RefSeq lists its product as uncharacterized. The transcript is spliced from 9 exons. The record is from RefSeq and is a predicted model, not a curated record. Lineage: Eukaryota; Metazoa; Arthropoda; Insecta; Hemiptera; Aphididae. The coding region runs from base 114 to 3116 and encodes 1000 amino acids.
UUAGAGAGAAACCUACCCACCGACCAGACGGAAAAAUAAAAACUACCCAUCUAGCCGUAUUUUUUUUUUCAAAACUACUGUGCUACCUCGACCACGCAUUUUGAGUGGCCGCGAUGGACCACACGCGCCCGGACUCGGCGACGGAUGCAGAGGACGUGGACGAUCCGGAUGGCCGGCUGUACGAGUAUCUGCUGGACAGCGGCGUGCUGAACGACGUGCACACGUUGGCCGAGUCGAUCGUCUGCUCGUCCGUGUCGUCGUCUGACGUGGACGGCGGUGAUGACGAAAACAUCGACGCCGAUUCCGUCGCCCGGCGGAUCGCUGACCGGCUGCUGGAGCAGAACGCCGACGACGUCGAGCGGGCACUGGACGCGGCGGUGCGCGACGCUCUGCUGGUCACUGGGUCGGCCGGCCGGCUGGUGGACCACCGGUGGCCGAGGCUGGUGGACAUCGGGCCGGGCCGGCUGGCGCGCGAUACCACCCGUAGCCUAAACGCGCUCGUCCGGCUGCCGUUCACGUACGACACCUACAUGGGCGCUUACUUCCGGCGGCUGACCGAAGGACUGUCCCGCGCCGUGUCGGUGGACGUGCAUUUCGGCCUUGCGAUCCGCGUGUACGCCAAGCUCGUGGACAUGGCGCCGGACCCGGAGAGCGCGGCCGAAAGUUUCAGUUCACUGUGCGAGGCCACGCACGCGCGGUGCUUGUUACGGCAGCGCCGCGACUUCGGCAAGACGGUGGCAGCCGUGUCGCUGACGGCCAGGUGUCUGUCUGUGGUCUGCAGGCGGGCCGCCGGCUGUCGCGGGGCCGUUAAACCAGCUGUCGUAGAGUUUGUGGCCACCAUUGCGUCCGACCCCGGUGGCCGUGGUCCGUACGCCGUUCUGUGCUGCGCCGAUCCGACUGCCACGUGGUUCGACACCGUUUCUAAGUAUCACUCGUCCCGGUCCGCUUUUUUCCAGUGCCUUGACGGCGAUCGGAGACUGCUUCGGGCCGUCGUAUCCGGUUUCCACGAGUGGAUCGCCGAACCCGAGAUACCCCGACGGUCGGACAUAGCGGAUAUAGCGGCCGUGGUACGGUACGCCCGCGCGCUGCACGCCACGUACCUGCUGGCCAAGAUGUUCAGAUACCGCGCCACGACGGCAAUGUUCCCGGUCAAGGUGUCUAGAACGCUGCGGAUCCACGCAGCCGGUAUAUCGAACCACUGUCUCGGAUUCCUGUCCGCCAUCCGCCGGUGCGUUCCUGCGACGUUGACGAACGGCCUCUGCCUGCUGGUGGCCGCGAUUGCCGCGUUCCAGCCUGAGACGCUUGACUCUGUCGCGGAAAACGCUUUCGGCUUGCGCAUACUGGCCAAGGUCAUUGAGCGUUCAGACGCGUUGCCUGCAGCGUGCCAACAGUUGGUGGAUGGAUUGUUCGAGAAAAGGCGCUGGAAGGAUGCCGGCGGCGCGGACGUGGAUUCCCUGACGGCGGUCGCGGCCACGUUGACUGGUAGUAGUCACGAUGAGAUCUGGCGGUUGAUCACCAGGAGGAUGUCAUUCCUGGAAAACGCGGCCGCCGGUGAUCCUAACCUCGGCCGUCGUCGGCAGCUCUUGACCAACGUGCGCGGCACGCCGCUGGGCACGUCCACGUACGACAUGCUGCAGCGGGGAGACGCGACGACGCGCCGGGACGACUUUGAUUGGUCAGAUCCGCGACAGCUGUUGAUGGUGAGCGUCGCCUGCACCACGGCCGCCGGCAGACGCUGGCUGGGUCAGACGGACGCGUUCGGUUCGCUUGACGGAUUCGUAGCGACCCGUUCGCGUCGAACGGAAGUCUCUCUCGACCCGGACGGUGACCGGAAGUCGCUCGACUCGAUCGUCCGCGUCGCCUAUUCCUAUUGCGCGUCGAUUGGAGGCUUAAACGUUGUACUUGACCAUUGCUGUGACGACGUUUCGGACGUUGCAAUAACCGGGAUAAUGACACUGACGAAACUUUACUACGCUUCGCUUCAAAAUUUUGAUGGUCAUCCCAUUCCGAGAGACGUUCUUGUGAUGCUGUGGUUGCGUUUAGUACAAGCCGCCACGCACACGAUCAGCUCACGUGUUUACACGGACUUAAAACUAAACUAUCAAGAAACAUUAUUAAAACUGUCCGCCGAAAGCCGUACGGAAGACGAAAUAGUUUUCGUCGACGAAACAACCGAACUUUUGACAAAAUUACAACGCCCUCUGCUGUCGGACGGCACUCGGUACGCCACUGAAUCUACCCCUGGCGCUCUGGCUGGGUUUUUGGCAAAUACUAAUCAACAUCACGGCGGUGCCUGGCUACAGAGGGUUCGCUCUAUAAUAAUCCAUUCCGACCAGAUAACCGGAACGGAGACGAUGGAUUUAAUAGCAUCGGUCGGUCGUCGCCGUUUUGAUGGCCAACUCGACCUGGGCGCUUUCGAUCGUAAAUUAAACCUAACCGAUUUCGAUGUCACCGGAAUUCGAUUGGCGCUGAGGUACGGGUCGAGCGUCGGGUUGGUGGCCGAAGAUUCGGCGGCGUCCUCGGAGCUCGAACAACUAUACAGUCGUGUUGAAAGACGAGGAUCGCCGGGGCUAUUCGAUUGCAUGACUUGUACGUUGUUUAUAGCGUCGCGAGGAUCGGAAAACGGGUGUAUUGAGGCGUGCGCCGUACUGCUCAGACUCUACGAAACAACGCGAUACGUUUGGCCGCCGGCAUUUGACGAUGACGACGACAGGAGAGCUGCUUUUGGCCAUUUGAUUGAAGGGCUGUUGCAACAAGAGCAACCCGAAGUGUUCAAUGCGUUUAAGAUGUCGGGUGUCUCGUGGUGGCUUCUGUGCUCCGGCUGGGCGUCCGACUGUUUUUGGGGCCGUCUGAGCUGGCCCGAAAUUUGUCGCUGGCUGUGCCUAGUCGUCGUGCACUCGGUCGACUACCAGGCCUUUUUUUUCAUCUGUCUGGCCGUGGCUCAAAAGCGCCGCUGGUUGGAGGCGUUCAGCCUGGGCCGGUUUCACGAUACCGUUUUCCAGAGUGAUUUCUGGGAUUUCCGACUGGCUGACCAUGCCAUUUAUCUAGAGGAAUUGGCAAAAAAGUACCAACGGUGCAUAUCGAAAAAACUCGCGGCCGAAUUCGAUAUGAAUUAGAGACGUAUUACACCUAUAUAUAAUAACCACGUCCAACUUCAGUUUUCAGCGUUUCGGUUCAUUUUUGUCCGUCGACGAUUUAUUGGUACAAUAGAUACUCCUAUAUACAAUACAUAUAUUCUAUGGCGUAUACCUAUUAUAAUUUAUCAUUAUAUCGAAUGACGGUGAGAAGACAAUCGAAUUAGGUGAACCAGUGCGGUAUAUAAAUAAACGUACGGAUCCAUGAUUGGCAUAUUUAUGGGCAAAUAUUGAUCCAACCGCACUCGUGUGCAUAAUGUGUUUACAUGGGUUUGAGUCCCAGCAAUGUCGACCACGACGUUUGUUAAACCCUGCAAAUGGUUUCCGUAAACAUAACCACGGUUACUACAUCGACCGUGAUCCAAACAUUAACUGUCGGUCGUGACAUUAAACGUGUACAGUAGUUUUAAGCAGUAAGCGUCUGGAUGAUAUUAAUAUUAUAUUGUUGCUGUUGGUUAGUAUAUUCCUUUUAUAAAUUGAAUUGUCAUCGGGUUUCAAUUGAAUAUAAUAAUAUGUUCUUUUGAAAGUUAUUUUUUUUUACAUCGUCAUUAUAUACCUAUACUUGAUGCAAAUCUCGAAAACCAAUAUAGUUGUAUAAAUAUGAGUACGACGAUAUCGGAUCUGGUUAUUUUUAAAAUAAGCAGAAAUUUAAUAUGAGAUAUUGGAAUCAAAAUAAAGAUAUGUACGUAACGAUCGAAAUGUAUAGUUUAAAAGGAUUCGUGCACGUCCUUUGGGCAUACUGUUUUCGCCGAGGUUCGGAAAAAAGGUCAAACGCAGAAAAAAAAAAAAACGUUACAUGUGUAUUCAAAUUCAAAAUUAAAUAAAGGAAAUUAUGUGAAAUAAUUUAGGAGAAAGUAUAUUUUGAACUAAGCAGCUGUUAUGCCUAUUAAAUUUUGAUCAUACUUUAUUGUUGUCACUAAUAUAGUAAAUUUACUAAUGAAAUCCGUUGCAUAACACUCGGAAUUACGGUUAUUAGAUGUAUGUAUACACAUAAACGUGACGUAAUUUUGAUAAGAAAUUAAUAGCAUAC